Scedosporium apiospermum is the source of this 2322-nucleotide messenger RNA. RefSeq lists its product as uncharacterized. Lineage: Eukaryota; Fungi; Ascomycota; Sordariomycetes; Microascales; Microascaceae. Bases 1 to 2322 code for a protein of 773 amino acids. The transcript is spliced from 6 exons. The record is from RefSeq and is a predicted model, not a curated record.
AUGCCUACCAGCCGAGAUUCGCAGGAAACGAGGGUCGUAUCUACCGCCGAUCCGGGGCUCUCGUGCGAAGAGGAACAUUGUCAAGAUCCUGAGCUCGCGCGCCGCUAUUCUUGCUCUUCGUCGCCGCCGCCGCCGUCACUCACUGCUCUCUCGGAUCUCGCCUGCCAUGGCUUUGCUUCCAGCCAUCAUUCGACCGGCGCAAACUCUCAAAUUUUCCGUGAAUCUAGCAGCGCGCAAGACAAUCAGUUGCCACUGCCGUUGAUACCCGACCUACUCUCCUUCAUUGUUGACGAUCCCCGCAGCUGUCAUGUUUCCGUGCCCAUGAAUACUCCAGGGCCUAAGCAAGCCGGUAGGGACGAUGGCGCCUGCUUGCCCUUCGACGGUACUUGGCAGCAAGGUGUUUUCACGGACAAUUUGCUAAUAGGGCCAAGCACGACUAGCCUCUUCCCAGAGUUCUCUCAGGUGUUGCCUUCUGACUCGGGGAUCUGGCCAACUGAGCUAUCACUUGCAUCUACUCUAGAGCUGCUAUCAGCGACGGGAGAUCCGAUAGCAACGACCGACUCUAUGCCAGCUAUGCCUAGUUCGGAUUACAGGCUCCCGAACCUGGAACUCGUACCAGCUCCGCCAGCUAGCCACCAUCAGUAUCCUCUCUGGGUGGAUCCUGUACUCAGCCAUGUUAGCGACGAUGUCUCCCCCGCUAUCUUACCGGACCUGCUAGCCCAGCCCAUAUGGGACGCCCCCGUAUAUCGAAGCUUAUAUGGACUUGAUGGCAAGACUUCAGAUCCUUUAGAUACUGAUCUCGAUGACACCUGGGUAGAUAGCGCUGCGUCCGGGGGAAUACCCCCAGACGAACCAGACGACUCUUGGCUUUUCUGGGACGAUGAAGCCGACCAAACACAUCCCAGCGUACUAAAGUACAUCUUCGAACCAGAUGAAAUAUCGGACACAACUUUGGCUGUAGAAUCGCUAGGUGAAGCGGGCAAACAGGAGGAAAAUCGAGCGUCCGACAAACAUGACGACAACGUGCUGCCCAAACUCUUGCCGGCCCGCCGUCCUUUUCCAAAUCUCUCUUUGCCCCUUGCCACUUCGCGAGGACCCUCAGAGGAAGAAAGACCCCGUAAAAAGGCAUUGACCAUCAUACUGGAAAAUGGGGUCGCAUCCGUGAAGGACUACCAAGUUCCGGCGAAGCGAGGUGUCCGCCGUACCAAGCUCAGCAAGGAGAAGUCGGCUGCUGUAGCCAGCAAGCGGAAGACCCACGAGAUUUGCAUCAAGUGCAAGGUAGCUCGCACAGAGUGCGUUGGGGGGACGCCUUGCCAUCGCUGCGUUGCGGCAUGGGAACGAAAGCCCCACGUGGUCCACCAACCCUGCCUGAAGGCUCACUUUCUCGACAUUAUCGAGUCGGGAAGCUGCAAUUAUGUCUCGCAGCGAGUCGCCUCGCAUUUGACUCUGGAUGGGCGGAGACGGAUCUCAAUUUCCAUGCCCGAGGAGUUUGACCUUCCCAGCCUCUUGCAAGCCGUGCAGGAGCGGCAGCAUUCCUUCAACAUUCGAAGGCGAAAGAUGUCCCGGACCCUCUUCGUCAUUGACAUGGCAGAACACGCUAGACUGCUGGGGCAGAUCCGGGAGAAUGAUGAGACCAACACGACCACUUUACGCCAGUUCAUCGACAACGCACUACUCACAACCUCCGACUGGAGAAGUAGUGUGAAGGAAUGCGAAGCACUGGACGAUCCGCUGGCCCUUCUUCCAGUGUGGAACAACGAGCCUUGUCGUGGUAGCUACGACAUCGUCCCUGUCGACGGGAGCGAGCCGCGGCCGCUCGAUGUAGAAGACCCAGAGGACGUAAAGGAAAUCAUACUGGGCGCGACGCUGUCUCGGAUCAUUUGCCGCAAGCUGGAGAUCGACGCCUACCGCCGACUGCAGAAAAUUAUCAACAAGCUGCGCUUCGAGUCCUCGGAGAGCUCCAUCCGCUUCGUGAAGCAGCUUGGCGACGUCCUCCUGACGCUAAGAUGGCGACUAUCGUGGUGGGAGGUCCACGGGGACGGGCGCGGGGACCCCGACCCGCAACGGUUGCUGUACGUCGAGAGAGUCAAGCGGCUUACCCUGGUCCUCUACUUUUACUACUUUACGGCCAAGAGGAGCAUUAGUAGCUGGCUGCGGCCUGAAGGUAUGGCUGGGGUCUGGAGUGAGUACGCCGACACGCUGCCGAUGUGGGAGGACUUGCCGACGGUGGAGAGCGUGGAUGGGCUGGAAGAGUGGCUGGGUGCCGGGAAAGCGUUGGUCAAGGACGCCGGAAAGAAGAAGGUUCCUCACAUGGAGACCUAG